Trametes versicolor FP-101664 SS1 is the source of this 582-nucleotide messenger RNA. RefSeq lists its product as uncharacterized. The transcript has 2 exons. Gene Ontology annotation, biological process: mycotoxin biosynthetic process. Lineage: Eukaryota; Fungi; Basidiomycota; Agaricomycetes; Polyporales; Polyporaceae. The record is from RefSeq and is a predicted model, not a curated record. The coding region runs from base 1 to 582 and encodes 193 amino acids.
AUGCUCUCCAAGCGUACUGUGGAGAACGCCUUCAUUGCCAUAGCCAUCGCGCUGUUGGCUGCCAACGCGGCCUUGAAGCUUGUCGCAAGAGCUACCAUUAGCCGUGUGGAGGGGCACGAGAACGAGAGCAACCACCCUCUAUGGAGCGUGGAGAGGGGGGACGUGUUACUUCAGCACGACAGCUGGACCCGCUACCACCUCGACGCAGCUCAACAAUGGGCCCCACUCUUCCCCGAAGGCGGCAUCAUCCACCUCGGCCCUGAGCAAACACCCUACACUGUGUCGAUGAUGCACCAGCUCCGCUGCCUCGACGUCCUGCGCGACCAGCUCAACCGUCCGAAGAGCGAGCGCUCCGAGCAGCCGGCGCGGCACUGCCUGAACUACAUCCGCCAGCAGCUAAUGUGCCGCGGGGACUUGCAGCUGGACCCGUACCAGUACCCCCACAAGGUCCGCGCGGUGCAUCCUCACGCCAUCAGGAAAUGCAAGGACUGGAGAGCUGUGUACGAGAAGGUCGAGGAGAACCAGAUGGAGUACGCGGCGUGGGUGGGGCGGCAGCUUAACGCAAGCUCGUCGUUGUCGUAG